UGCUACCAAUGGAAAAGGGCCCGUCCAUUCUCUAUCCCUUUCCCUUCGUUUUUACCUUUCUUUUCGCUCUCUCUCUCUCUCUCCUAUUUUCACUCCUCUCAUUUGCUGAUUUGCAUGGCCGCUAAUUCGAAGGGGCGAGCGAUCGCGGGAAGCUUCGGGAAGCGAUUCGUGAACCAGAUCUGGGCCUCUCGAAAUCCUUCUCCGAUUGCGGUUUUCGCUGCGUCGGAUUCAAGUAUUAUCUGCAGGAGAGGAGUGCACGCUUCAUCGUACGACAAGAACGCGGAGGAUCUGGUGCACCCGGUGGUGUUGCCGGACCAUGUGAUCGAAGCUGCUGUGUCGGACAAGUACUGGGGCCCGCACCCUACGACUGGCGUUUUUGGGCCCGCCGCCGCCGCCACCGCCACCGCCACCGCCGGACCAAAGGACGGGCUGGGCAACACAGCUGCUGUGGCGGCGGGGAAUGGUGGCGGGUCGACGGUGCUGGACCAGAAGGUGUGGUUCCGCCCCCUUGAGGACGUCGACAAGCCUCCCCACCACCCGGACCUCAACUAAACCCGUGGGGCACUAGGAUUCGUGCAGGCCCCACUGCCUGCACCAGUUCUUACUUAAUUAGGAGUGGCAAUAGUAAAGAAUAAGCAGCACUAGUUGCACUAGUAGAGUGCACGCAUAAUAUAUGGGAUGCACAGUAUCGUUCCGUGCGUGUACGUGUAUGUUGGUGAUGUACUACUACUACUGUGGCGAUCUCCGUGUACUGGAUACUUGGUGUGGUUAUAUACUACUGCUAUUACGGCUUGGAUUGGUGUCCU
This is a messenger RNA of Ananas comosus (pineapple), 806 nucleotides long. RefSeq lists its product as uncharacterized. The transcript has 3 exons. The record is from RefSeq and is a predicted model, not a curated record. NCBI's taxonomy places the organism in Eukaryota, Viridiplantae, Streptophyta, Magnoliopsida, Poales, Bromeliaceae. The coding region runs from base 115 to 552 and encodes 145 amino acids.